Messenger RNA from Chrysoperla carnea, 1260 nucleotides. Its product is annotated as peroxiredoxin-2-like. Gene Ontology annotation, cellular component: endoplasmic reticulum; cytosol. The record is from RefSeq and is a predicted model, not a curated record. NCBI's taxonomy places the organism in Eukaryota, Metazoa, Arthropoda, Insecta, Neuroptera, Chrysopidae. Bases 118 to 891 code for a protein of 257 amino acids. The transcript has 4 exons. Gene Ontology annotation, biological process: cellular response to stress; hydrogen peroxide catabolic process; response to oxidative stress. Gene Ontology annotation, molecular function: thioredoxin peroxidase activity.
CGUUAGUAGAGUUAUCUGAAAACUGAAUACUGAAUAGUUAUAAUAAUUAUUAUCUGGAUUCGUAUCGUGUAGUUUAUUUUGUAUGUUCGUAUUAAAUUAAAGUUAUUAAAUAAAAGUAUGAUGAAUUUCAAUAAAUUCAUAAUUUUUUACAUCCAAUUGUUAUUUUUUAUAUCAUUUGAAUACAACAAUUAUGUAGUAAAUGCUGUUGCACAUAGUUCUGAAGGUGAAACAUGUUAUUCAUACGCCGGUGGAACUGUUUAUCCACAAGAAACUGACCCGGCAAGAACUGAUCAUAAAUUACAAUGGACUAAAGCAGUUAUUUCAAGACCAGCGCCUGCCUGGGAAGCAACAGCUGUUAUAAAUGGAGAAUUCAAACAAUUGAAACUAUCUGAUUUCUUGGGAAAAUAUUUAGUGUUCUUCUUUUAUCCAUUAGAUUUUACAUUUGUGUGUCCAACAGAAAUAUUAGCGUUUAGUGAUCGUUUACAUGAAUUUGAAGCAAUCAACACAACUGUCGUGGCAUGUUCAGUUGACUCACAUUUCACACAUUUAGCUUGGAUGAAUACACCACGUGAAGAAGGUGGUCUAGGACAUGUCAAAAUACCAAUCAUAUCAGAUUUAAGUCACAAAAUAUCACAAUCGUAUGGAGUUUAUUUAGAUGACUUGGGACAUACAUUACGCGGUUUAUUUAUCAUUGAUAAUCGUGGUAUUUUACGACAAAUUACUAUGAACGACUUGCCUGUUGGACGAAGUGUGGAUGAGACAUUGCGAUUGGUACAAGCUUUUCAAUAUACUGAUAAGCAUGGUGAAGUGUGUCCAGCUGGCUGGAAACCAGGACAGGAUACGAUAAUACCAAAUCCAAUUGAGAAAAAGAAAUAUUUUGAAAAACAUUAAAAUAAAGAAGACUGAACAAGUGAACAAGUAGAUUAUGAUUAUAGACGGUAGAAUAACGAAUGCUCUCAAUAUCUAUUGAACAAAAUCAUAUGAAAUGACAUUUUACAAUACAGUACAUUUAAUAAUUAAUUUUAAUGUUUGUAAAUAAUUCAACAGUAAAGCAGUAAUAGAUAAAUUAACCCUUAGUUCUUUUUUCUCAGUUUUUAUUACUACAAUUUAUUUUUAGAAAUAUAGUGGUAUGGUGCUAUGCAAUACGUUGAGUUGAAUUCUAUUACUGCUUUUUUUUUUACAAAAUGUAUAAUAUAUGUAACGUAUGUCUUUUGUACGUAUUCGUACACGUAAUAAAACAAUAUUUUUAUUAAGUGUUUA